Molecule: messenger RNA, 1272 nt
Organism: Fomitopsis serialis
Lineage: Eukaryota; Fungi; Basidiomycota; Agaricomycetes; Polyporales; Fomitopsidaceae
Product: Metalloenzyme, LuxS/M16 peptidase-like protein
Exons: 5
Coding region: 1-1272 (423 amino acids)
Cellular component (GO): mitochondrion
Molecular function (GO): metal ion binding
Source: RefSeq, a predicted model, not a curated record
AUGUUCGCUUCGAGGUCGUCGGCGGCGCGCAGCGCGUCGCGCAUCGUCCGUAAUUUUGCGACCGUCGUCGACACCGCUGGCGUAAAGGUCGCCGCAGUGGACAACGGCGAACCGACUUCGGCUGUCACGUUCCUCGUCAAGGCGGGCAGUAGGUUCGAGAGCAAACCCGGUGUUGCUCAUGCGCUGAAGGGGUUCGCAUUCAAAAGCACGGAGAAGCGGUCGUUCUUGGGUACGAUCCGAGAGGCCGAGUUGUACGGCGGUGUUCUGUCGACAAGUCUGACGCGGGAACACCUCGCAUUGACUGCGGAGUUCUUGAGGGGCGACGAGUCUUUCUUCGUAGACGUCAUUUCUUCCUUCAUCAAGUCGGCAAAGUACACAAGACACGAGCUUGACGAGUACGUUGUUCCUGUCUGCGAGGCCGAGUCUACCACCGCCUUCUCCAACCCUGCCGUGCGCGCCCUCGAUCUCGCACACCUGCUCGCCUUCCGUACUGGUCUCGGCUCGUCGCCCUUCACCUCCCCCGGCGCGCAUGUCUCGGUUGAGGACAUCAAGGCCUACGCCCAGACUGUCUUUGCUCCUGGCAACCUCGCGGUACUCGGCACGGGCAUUGACGCGGCGACUCUCCAGAAACUCGUUGAGCAGUCUCUCGGGUCGCUGUCUAGCGCGUCUGCGCCCACUUCUACGCCAAGCUCCUACUAUGGUGGCGAGACCCGUAUCGAGGCGCACGGUGCACCAGAGACAAUCUUCAUUGGUCUCGGCACGACGGGUGCUCCCUCCGCUGAGCUGGCGGUGCUCUCCGCGUACCUCGACCCCACGCCGUCCGUGAAGUGGUCGAAGGGCAGCUCACCCAUCGCCGCCGAUGUGCCCGAGGGCGUCAGCGUGAAGACCGUGCUACUCCCGUACUCGGACGCGGCACUGUACGGCGUCCUCAUCCAGGGCGAGAACACGGAGGGCGUUAAGGCGGCGGGCAAGGCGGCGGUUGCGGCGCUCAAGGCCUCAGGGAGCCUUAAGGGCGACGAGCUCAAGAAGGCAGUCGCGAAGGCCAAGUUCUCUGCUGCAAGUGCACUUGACGGCCGUGACAACCUUGCCUUUGCCUUGGGUGCACAAGCCCUCGGUUCGCCGGCGUCUCUCGACAGCGCGAUCUCCAACCUUGACAAGGUCGGCGCGUCUGCUUUCUCCAAGGCGGCGACCUCGUUCCUCAAGGCCAAGCCGACAUAUGUUGCUAUUGGUGACAUCAAGCGUCUCCCCUACGCGGACGAACUCGGGCUUUGA